This is a messenger RNA of Plasmodium fragile, 468 nucleotides long. RefSeq lists its product as uncharacterized. The coding region runs from base 1 to 468 and encodes 155 amino acids. Lineage: Eukaryota; Apicomplexa; Aconoidasida; Haemosporida; Plasmodiidae. The transcript has 4 exons. The record is from RefSeq and is a predicted model, not a curated record.
AUGGAGAAGGCAAAAUGCUUUGGCCUCUGUCUGAGGGCCAUCCACUUUAGGAGCGCCCGCGAGUGGAAGCAGUUUAUGAACCCCAAAAUCGACGGCACGAGGAUAAAAAAGAUUCGGAACGUCAGCGAGAACGACAUGCUGCACAAGCACCGGGUCCACAAGUACCCCUAUUUCAAGAUGAAGAAAUUUGGCAAAUACAAAAAGAUAGAAGUGAGUGACAACCACCUCUUCAAUCGAGACGUCGAAAUCAUAUAUGACCACAGGUAUGCAGAAACGUUUGUGAAACUCAAGGACAUAAUUUCGGCCAACCUGGAAGGAGUAACCAUCCGGGAGAGGUGCACUGAUGACGCCUCCUUCGAAGUGUACGAUUGCCUACGUAACAUAACUCUGAUAAAAAAAAAAAACCAAGAGUUAGAAGCUGAAGGGCUGUUCCGCGAGAUGGUGCAGAAGAUGCAGCAAGACGUGUAA